Styela clava is the source of this 3800-nucleotide messenger RNA. Its product is annotated as vacuolar protein sorting-associated protein 4B-like. Gene Ontology annotation, molecular function: ATP hydrolysis activity; ATP binding. The record is from RefSeq and is a predicted model, not a curated record. Lineage: Eukaryota; Metazoa; Chordata; Ascidiacea; Stolidobranchia; Styelidae. Gene Ontology annotation, biological process: vacuole organization; endosomal transport.
AAUAUAAAUUUUUUUAUCAGUAAAUUAUUGUUAAUCUAAGAAUAUAUUUUCAUUUAAUCAUCCUGAUGCCGGGAACAUUGGAAAAAGCGAUAGAACUUGUUAACAAAGCAACACUUGAAGAUAAGGCAGGAAACUUUGAAGAAGCAUUAAGACUUUAUGAGUCAGCUGUAGAAUAUUUUUUGCAUGUUCUCAAGUAUGAGGCAGCAAAUGAUAAAGCAAAACAAAGUGUGCGGUCAAAGUGUUCACAGUAUUUGGAGCGAGCAGAAAAGUUGAAAAAAUAUCUAGCUGCGAAAGACCAGGCUUCUACGAAUAAGAAACCAGAAAAGGCACAGGGUGGAAACAAUUCUGAUGAUGACGAUGACAUUGAAAAAAAGAAAUUCCGAAACCAACUAGGUGGAGCAAUUGUAGUAGAAAAGCCAGAUAUCAAAUGGUCUGAUGUAGCUGGAUUACAACAAGCUAAGGAAUCACUCAAGGAGGCUGUUAUAAUGCCGAUUAAAUUCCCCCACCUUUUCAAGGGCAAGCGUACACCAUGGAGAGGUAUAUUAUUGUUUGGUCCUCCUGGUACUGGUAAAUCAUAUCUUGCAAAGGCUGUAGCUACUGAAGCUAAUAAUUCUACAUUUUUAUCAGUGUCUUCUUCUGAUCUUGUAUCAAAAUGGCUGGGAGAAAGUGAAAAGUUGGUAAAGGCAUUGUUUCAAUUGGCACGAGAAAACAAACCUUCGAUUAUAUUCAUAGAUGAAGUUGAUUCAUUAUGUGGUUCCCGAAGCGAAAAUGAAAGUGAGGCAGCUCGGAGGAUCAAGACAGAGUUUCUUGUGCAAAUGCAAGGCGUUGGAGUGGAUAACUCUGAUGUUCUUGUUCUUGGUGCGACUAACAUCCCCUGGACUUUGGACUCUGCUAUUCGCCGUCGAUUUGAAAAAAGAAUCUACAUCCCUUUACCAGAAGCACCUGCCCGCCUUACCAUGUUCAAACUCCAUUUGGGGGAUACUCUAACCACAUUAACUGAUAAAGAUUUCAAGUAUUUAGCGGAACAAACAAAAGGUUAUUCUGGUGCAGAUAUCAGUAUUGUUGUACGAGAAGCCCUUCUGAAUCCGAUAAGGAAAAUCCAGCAAGCAACUCACUUCAAAAGAAUAAGAGGCCCAUCGCAGGAUGAUGCCAAUAUUAUUGUAGAUGAUCUUCUGGUUCCAUGCUCACCUGGAGAGAAUGGAGCGAUAGAAAUGUCAUGGAGUGAUGUACCGGGAGACAAGAUGUGUGAACCCAAAGUAUGCAUGCAAGAUAUGUUAUCUGCUAUCGCUAAUGUGAGACCCACCGUAAGUGAGGAUGACAUGAAACAACUACGAGAGUUUACGCAAUCUUUUGGCGUAGAAGGUUGAGAGUUUCACUCGAAGAAUAAGUAUAUAUAUAUAUAUAUAUGAUGCGGCAUGGUCAAACUCGACUUUCAUCGAGCACAAUGGUUCAUGCAGUCAAAAUGUUGGACAGCACAACUUAAUUUUUUCGCUUGAUAUGAGUGAGCUGAAAUGUAAAAAAUUUUAAGAUGUGUACUUGAAUGUUUUUAAACCCAGGAUAUUUCAUGAAAUGGAAAAAACUAUUGUUAUUUUGACAUGCACUAAUAUUAAAUUACGCUGACAUAUUAAAAAGAAAUUUAUUGUAGCCAGCUUUUUUCUCUAUCACUUUCUUAGUUCAAUCUGUAGCUUGUCCACCUAAUCGUAUAUCAUUCAGUUAAUGUUUUUGUUUUUCUAUAUGUUUGAUGGGUCAUAUUGAUUUCUGCGCAGCAUAAGUAAAUGUUGAAGAAUAUCAUCCCGGGGUUUUAUUUGGAUAAAUAGUCUCCAUUGCUUGUUUUGCCUUUAAAUUGCUUUGUCAAGUUUCUUAAACCAAGCCAGAUUUUAAAGGGAUUACUAGGUUUUGGUGACAAAAUCUGAAAAAUUCAGUUGUUUUCAAAGAUGUUGAAUACAACUUUGUAAUGAGUGGAAGAGCAUUUUUGCUGAAAACCAGUCAAUAUGAAGUAAAAAUAUUUUCAUGAAGAUUAUCAAAUAGUGUGAAACAUUGACUGAAUUCUUCACUUUAUUUUUGUGUGUGCUUUUGUUUUUUACUGAUUUAGUAAAGAUUGAUUUUGUUUACUUGUAAAAACUUACUGCUUUGACCAUUGACUUCUGGAACUUUAUUCGCACUUAAUUUCUUUAUUGUGUUCAUGGAAAAGUGAGUUAAAAAACACAAUCAUUCAUAGAUGGACUCGCCAGUACACGAAAUAUAAAUGGAACUCGAAUUUAAAAUUAAGUACUAUGCCAAAUUGAAAAAAAAAACCUUCCGUUUUAGUGUAGUCUAUCUGGCAUUCUGAUGAGUUUAGACUGGGAGUGUGCAAACUGUGGGCCAAAUGCGUCCCAUAGAAAAAAAUAUGCGGCCCGCGGAGUAGUGCCAACUUUGAAUCGCGUGCGCCCGCGAAGCGAGUUUUUAUUUUAGUUCAACCUGAUAGGUGUGAAUAAUUCCAACCUCUGCAUUACAAACACUAGAUGAGUCCAAUUGUUAUCUAUGACGUUACAAUGCCCCAAAUUUUUAUGCCACUAGAACGCCUGUGUUAAAUAAAGAAGCGGCACACAGUGUCAUCAGGUUAGUUGUAUCUGACCCUCCUGUAUUGAAGGUUGCACACCCCUGGUUUAGACAAUUGAAAUGGAUUUUCUUCACGGAGUGGUAAAAUUUGAUUGUACAGAUACCUGCAAUUACUGUACUACUGUUUUUUAGGCUGGGAAACUGUACCUUAAGACAAGUAUAUAGUUUCUUCCAUAAAUAGUCUUUUCAUUUGUAUAAAGAUUGACUUUCGUUCACAGAUAUUUAGUAUGGUAUAUAAUAAUAAUUACAUACUAAUGUUUAUGCAACUGUCUGUCAAUUUUCUUUGCUUAUCCAUACUGGGAAGCUAAUUUAUUUGCUAUGAUGUUGGUCUGCUGCUUUUUUACAGGUUAUUUUCCGGGUCAUUUCAAAUCGUAUUCUUCACCAUUGCCGCAUACCUUGAUCUUUAACCACUAUGUUAGUUAUAUUUUUCAAAUACAUUUGAGAUAUGCCUACCUGGUCAAAUUCUGUUGACGAUCUUAACAGUGAUAAUAUAUAUCCUUUCGUAUAUAACUGGAAAGUUGAAACAUUUCCUUAUACUUGGACCCAAUAAUAGACCAUAUGUUGUCAUGUUCAUACAAUCUGCUUUUCAUCAGUGAUAGCUUGGGUUCUUCGAAUUGACCACAGUAGAUGCUGGGUAGAUGACGCAUCACAAUUUCUCCCAAUAGGUUGCUCAACAAUGAUGGAUUUAAAACGAAUGUACACAUUCACAACUUAGACCAGAGAAUAAAAUAGGUGUCCUAAUAUUUAUCGACCUUAUAUGACCAAACAGUGCUUUCAAUGUGCUUGGUGUUUUGGUAAAUUGAGCAGUUCAUGCUCGAGAUGCAUGUACUUAGGUGGCAGUUACGUAGGCAGGCGUUCACUACGGUUUUGAACCUCCGCAGGUCAAUUAUAAGUGCAAGUGUACUCCUACGUAGGGUUGCCGACUUUCUGUUGAACCAUUUCGGGACACCAUAACGUCGAGAAUUUGAAAAUUGAUGCAAAAGAAGCUUGUGAAACAAGAAAGACGUCAAAGAGUGAUGAUUGUGCGGCGUGAUUUUCGCAAACUCGUGUAAAUAAUUUUAUCAUAUAUUCAAAGAAAGAAAUGAAAUGUUGACUGUUGUUUGAGCGUAAAUAUAUACUACUAUGGGUUUGAGUCAUAAAUGCAAAAACAUGGAAAACGUACAAUUUGUGCCAAGUAGAUUUUAUUAUUUAACAAAAACACA